CUUGCAGUGUAUACACACACACACACACACACACACACACAUAAAAGGAAAUGUGGUGUUUCAUGAUAACGUCUUGUAAAAUGCUGUUAUAAAGUGGAGUGUGUGAAGUGAGGAUCAGUGUGUGUCGUUUCAGCAGGACAAACACUGCUAUAAGGAUGCUCCUCUUCCUCUUCCUCCUCAUGUCUCAACACUCUAUGGUAACAACCAUCAGUGGUUGCCGGAGCGACAUGGACAAAGACCACCGGCCUCGUGUGAGCUGUGUGAGUCAGGGUCUCACUGCAGUGCCUGAUGGAAUAGAUAAUGAAACACAGGUACUCAUCCUCUCUCAGAAUGUGUUUGUCUCUCUGUCCUGGGCCGCCUACACAAACUUCACACGCCUGCAUGAGCUGGACCUGAGCCAAAACCUGAUCAGCACCAUUGACCAAUCAGGACCUGUGCUGGAAAACCUGCAAGUGUUGCGGCUGUCCAAUAACAUGCUGACGAGUUUGGGCAGAGCUACAUUUAACUCCACCCCUUCUCUCAUGGAGGUCUAUUUGGAUGGAAACAACAUCAGUUCCAUUGACAAUGCUACUUUCAUUGACCUGCCACUCCUUGAGCUCAUUAACCUUUCACAUAACAAGCUACACGUCCUGCCCUCCCACCUGCUGGAGCACAUUUCCUCCAGCACCCUGAAGAGCAUUAAUCUGGAACAGAAUUAUAUCCAGCAGAUUCCUGACAAUUUUUUUGCAUCAAAAGAAGGACUACCGUAUGUCUUCCUUUCCAACAAUUCCUGGGUUUGUACCUGCCAGGUAGGUUACCUGAAGCACUUCCUGGAGAUUGAGUUUGAGAACAUUUACAUAAACACAGGACCCUCCAGCGUCGAGAAUGUCCCUGAGAGUGUGGUGUGUUCUGCUCCGUUCGCACUGCAGGGACAAGCUGUAAUGAACCUGCUGGAGGAGGAGUAUUGUGCUUCAGAUAACGAGUUACAUCACUCCAUCUCUACCACAGCUAAACUGAUGAGUACACCAACUACAGCACUGACCAUCAUCCCUCCAACUGCCAGUAAAACAACUACACCAAGUACUGCUGAGUCCAGUACCACUCCUACCCUGACUACAACCACCAAUAAACCAAUGCCUAUUACAACCACUGAACCAACAACAACCAUAAGCACUUUACCAACAUCUUUACCACCAAAAUCUUCUACAUCAGCAACCACAGAAAAAACUGCACCAACAACUACACUAAAGAGUGCUGAGUCCAGUACUGCUUCUAUUUUAAUUACACUAACAACCAAUAACCCAACAACUUUUAAAGCAGUUACCAUGGUGACACAGCCAGCAGGAGGGGUAGUAUCAGCGCUCGGUCAGCGCUCAGUGAUGUGGUGCUGGUGGUUAUUGAUCACUGUUGUGCUGCUGUGUAUUUUCUCUGCCAUUUUCUCCUGCAUGCUUUUACUCUGGCUUGUCAUCAUUUACAUCACACUUUACCAGCCAAUCAAAAAGCAAAUCCAAACCGGCCAAAGAGUGAGUCUGAGGGUGUACAAAGUCACGGCAGAUGAAUCGGUGGACACGAGUGAGGCAGAGCGAGUGAUGUUCUUACCCCCAGACAUGAUACGAGAAACUCAACCAGUGUUCCGUUCUGUGCUGUUCAUCUCCAAAGGAGCUGCAGAUGGUGAAGCGGGUGAGACGAGAAAGGGAACGAGAAAUGAGGAUGAAGAAAAGAACAUUAGAACUGAUACAGGGACUAAAAUAGACCUGCUGCCAAGAGCAACUCUGCACAGAGAAGAAGAGAUGGAGAACAAUGACAGGGAGGAAGUGUUCAGGAAAACUUUAUACAGGGUGAUAAACCGAGAGGAAGAGAUAGAUGACUGGAAGGAGGUGGAGGAGAACUGCUGGGGGAUGACAGAGAAGGACAAAGGGAGUAUAGAGGGAGGAGUGGAGAGACGAAAACGGUACAGCCUGAUCCUCAGGGAGGAGAGAGGGAGUGUGAUGGAAGGCAGGAAAGGCGAGAUGGAGUGGCUGGUGGGUGAGUGGGAGAUGAGACAAGGACAGGAAAUCUGGGGAUCUUUGAUUAGGAUGAAAGAAGGGCGUGGUCUUUCUGACUCCACCCACAUGGAUCCAUCUAAGCCAGUGGCAGAAAUAUCAGUCUGAGGUUUUAUUCUAAUGACGUCCUCAAAGCUGAGUCAAUGAUUUAUAAUAAUAAGAACAAAUAUAUUUGUAGACAGCUUAGAAGGUUCUCUCUCUCUCUAUCUCUCUCUCUCUCUCUCUCUCUCUCUCUCUCUCUCUCUCUCUCUCUCUCUCUCUCUCUCACCCACCUCUGCCCCUCACUCACCUAUUAUUUCUGCCGCUCUCACCUCAACAGAGGAAAAGUCCUUAUUAAAUUUAUCCACAGCAUCAUGAUUUAAACUAUUUACCUUCUUCAGCUCUGCUCUCUGUUCACAAAGCGCUCGACCACUUCCACAAUAUUCUUUACUAAUUUUGUUCAUUUCUCACUUUUUUUUUUCAUUUUGCUUAUCAAUGUUUUUAUAGAAAUAACAAUUUUACUUCCUUCUUUUAGUGAAAUGUAAUCAUGUGUCCAAUUUAAUUCUGUAUCUGUUCCAUAUAAAAUGACAGAAUAAUAAUGAACAAAAACAUAAUUUCUAAAUCGUUUGCAUAAUUCUUGUGUGCUUUUACGCAAACUCUGAUGUGUGAAUUUUACUUUUUAUAAACAUUUUAUAUUCAUUUAAUUCUGUUUGCAUGAGAAUUUUGCACACAUUAAACAGUCUGAUUUUAUAACCUCUACAUUCCCAGAGCUGCAUUUAAACAAUACUAACAUCACUGAUGCCAUAAAGUCUUCUCCAAACAUCAGUACAUGAAAACAUUCAAGCUAAUUUUAUUCAAAUUGCUGAAACACAAACUUGUGGAAGUUUUUUUUUACAAAUAAAUAUCUAAAAAGUC
Messenger RNA from Tachysurus fulvidraco (yellow catfish), 2915 nucleotides. Its product is annotated as platelet glycoprotein Ib alpha chain. The transcript is spliced from 3 exons. Gene Ontology annotation, molecular function: protein binding. The record is from RefSeq and is a predicted model, not a curated record. Bases 156 to 2129 code for a protein of 657 amino acids. Lineage: Eukaryota; Metazoa; Chordata; Actinopteri; Siluriformes; Bagridae. Gene Ontology annotation, cellular component: plasma membrane.